Morone saxatilis (striped sea-bass) is the source of this 3206-nucleotide messenger RNA. RefSeq names its product transcription factor 7 (gene tcf7). The coding region runs from base 222 to 704 and encodes 160 amino acids. The record is from RefSeq and is a predicted model, not a curated record. Gene Ontology annotation, cellular component: beta-catenin-TCF complex. The transcript is spliced from 7 exons. Gene Ontology annotation, biological process: canonical Wnt signaling pathway; regulation of transcription by RNA polymerase II. Gene Ontology annotation, molecular function: DNA-binding transcription factor activity, RNA polymerase II-specific; RNA polymerase II cis-regulatory region sequence-specific DNA binding. NCBI's taxonomy places the organism in Eukaryota, Metazoa, Chordata, Actinopteri, Moronidae.
AGAACUAAAUUGACCGUAAGAACCUAAACGUCCCCCCGGGGAUCAACAAACAUUUACCUGUAAAGCUAAAAGGCACCAACUGUUGCCGUUUCUCCCCUCUGCUGUGCUGUGGCAGGCAGAGCCAGCCAGUCUACCCUGCCCUGUCCCCCUGUGGAUUCAGGCAGCCCUACUCCUCCAACCUCUCCGGCGCCUCCUCCUACUCCAGGUUCCCUCACUCUCUGAUGCUGGGCCCAUCAGGCAUGCAUCCUACAGGGAUCCCCCACCCAGCCAUAGUGCCCCCUUCAGGCAAACAGGAUCACGAUCAGUAUGACAGGGGCAUGUACGCGAAACCUCAGGAGGUCAAGCGGGAGAAGGAGCCCAAGAAGCCGGUCAUCAAGAAACCCCUGAACGCCUUCAUGCUUUACAUGAAGGAGAUGAGGGCGAAGGUCAUCGCCGAGUGCACAUUAAAGGAGAGCGCAGCCAUCAACCAGAUUUUGGGACGAAGGUGGCAUGCACUGACCCGGGAGGAACAGGCCAAGUACUAUGAGUUGGCCAGGAAGGAGAGACAACUCCACAUGCAGCUCUACCCGACCUGGUCUGCCAGGGACAACUAUGAGGCGGGCCUUAGCGGGGUCGCAGGGGAAAAGAGUAAAGCUGAUUGGGGCAAGAAGAAGAGGAGAAAAAGGGAGAAGCUGCAGGACUCCAAUACAGAUAACUCUCUCUGACUGUCCCUAGGAGGAAAAAGAAGUGCAUUCGCUACCUUCAAGGAGGAGGCUGCCCCAGCCCAACUUCUUCAGAUUUAAGUGCUAUAGACUCUCCCCCCUCCCCUUCCCCCUCCCGCCACGGUCUGUACCAGCACCAGCGCCCCACCUCCCCGGGCUGCUCCCCACCACCCACCUCCCCGUCGACACGCCUCCCCUUGUCUCCGCCGACACACACACGCUCACACACACGCUUACCCCUGCAGCAGUCCGCCGGCAAGCGCUGCGACGUCCGUCAGCCGGCGACCAAACAUGCCCACACACACCUGGAACUGUCCGGCAAGCAGACGCACAGCUCGACGACGGCACUGUCGGCCGCCAAGGCUGCAGGACUUUCUCUCAAAGUGCUGACAGAGACUCAGUGAUCGCUCCGGUCCGCUCACAUCCCUGACCCCAUUCACCUCAGCUUCCUCCAGGAGCCGUGAAGAUCAUCUUCCUCACCUGCCUUCAUUCUCACUUAUCUAUAUCCUGUGGUCCGUGUGUUUGAUUUAAAAAAAAAAAAAAGAAAAGAAAAAGGAGUGACCAAUGGUGGAGAGGUGGUGUAGUGAUGAAGGGGGAUAGGUGAUCCGCCCUGCUACCCCAGAGUAAGAUACUAGCUGUGUCCCAGUUCAGAUGCUGCAUUUCAAUAGAUCAUUAACAAGUCUAUUCCCUCUCAAAGCCUCCUUCAAAUGGUCAGUUCUGUAAUCAAGCGUUCAGACAAUCCUUGUCAACCUGGAAAUGUACAAAAUCACAUAAUAUUUGGUAUAUAUGUGGUUCAGGUGGUCACAAGCCUCAACAUAAAUUUAGUAUCUACAGUUAACUCAGUCAAACUGUAAAUUUGGCAAUAAUAAACUUACUGAACUGACUAGGAGCACCUGAAUGUAGUCUGUGUGAGGCUAAACUGUUGAAUUAAACCAUCCACUGAAGGAUCCACUUGGGAUCCUUAGGAGGAUCCGGCCGCCUGAAUUGGUGACCACAUCUCACCAGUCAUCAAGAGUUCCAGUUGUACAGAGGGCAGAGUUGCACUGAAAGGCAGAAUUAAUCUGGAACCUUAAAAUCUGUGGUUCUUUGGCUCCAUCUGCUGCAGCUUAAACUCAACUAAAACAAUUUUGCCUUGAGGACAGCUCUGCCUCUUGAAAAGAUAAUUUAAAAAAUACACCUCCUAAGCCCCUCGGUGCUCCUUUUUUUUUUUUUUCCAAAGCCGACCCUGUGUUUCGACCUCCAUGACAAUCACAAACAAGAUGUAUUGUAAAUGAACUCUUUGUUAAACAAAUCACAGCAACGCGGACCUAAAAAUUGAGGCAGAGAUUGGUUGUAAGAGCUAAUCUGGCAUCAAGGUGAGAGGGCAGAAGACUCUUCUUCAGACGUUAUUAUCCAUCACUCUCAGACCCACCCAGAGGGGAGGACAGACCAACAACCAGCCAGCCUGACCAGCAGAACCUCAGGUCUAAAGAGAGGGACAGUUUUUACUUCUUUUUUUUUUUUUAGCUGCCAUUUUCAGUUUGACUUCAGUUUCAUUCCAUUUCCAAACAUUUUUUUAUAACUGCCCCUGUGACAAAAGGAAAAUAAAACAAUUUUCAGCAGGUUAAAACAAGUCAGAGAAUUCAACAUAAAAGUCCCCAGCUUUAAGUUACAUCAUUUCUUUUAGGCACUUUCAGGCUGUCAGUCUCUCGCUAUGUCAAUGUUACAUUUUUGCUCCGUUUUCUCCAAAUUUAUUUUUAUUUUUGUGUGCAUCUCAUGUGAUUUUUUUUUUAAGGUCAGAUGUUUUGCCGGUGGGGAAACCCUCAGAGAAAGACGAGGUUUUGUUUAUUUUUUCCUUUGACUGAACAUUUUGCAGUUCCAUAAACUAAUCUGAGACCAAAUGGGUACUAUAAUAUUGCAUUGUGUUGUAAAGUUUUAUAAAUGUUGGAAUUACGUAUUAUAAUAAACUUUUAUAUGUUUUUAUGUAAAAAAAAAAAAAAAUGAGCGAAAUAACAAAAAAAAGAGAUUUUUAGUUUCUACCAUUUCUUAAAGCAAUACAUUUUGUUUGUCCUUUUUUGUGCAGAAUUUUCUUGGUCAAGUGUUACUGCGGCAGCGUUCAAACGAUAUCUUGUGUUCUCAACCUGUGCAUGUUCCACCUUUUUAAAUGUAACAAAAAAUAGAUUUUGACUAAAAAGGCUUUAAUUUACCAUUCUGCUUGCAGCUUUCAAACUCAGCUUACCACUCUGUGGACAAACUGUAGGCUGAGCUUUGUACAGCAAAACCGUUUUCCUCCAGCAGAGAGAGCUCUUGUGCUAGAAAUAGCUUGUUUUUAUUUUGAGUGUUCCCCAUAGUGGCAACGCCUUGAAGAUGUCUUUUGUAUUUUUUAACGCCUCUGAUGUAUUACUUGUUUUUUGUUUGAUGUAUUAAAAGUGUUUUGAAUAUCUUGUCCAUGUCUACUGUAGUUAAGGCACAAGGACAUUUCAAGAAUGAUGGUUUCAGAGACAUAACUUUUAAAAUAAAAACAAA